GCGGGCAGUGCGGUUUUGGCUAGCGAGGUUGUGGCCGCGGUGCAUCGGGCGGUUGUUGCUGGGGGACGUCACCUUGCCAGUGCUGUUGCCGAGCAGGUAGUGCAGCGCGCACAUUACUCGCCUACUUUCGGUUUUUAGUCCAGUCAUCAGUCUCUCGCAUCGCUCGCACGCACGCCCAACCAAGCCGUAAUGGAGACCGCCUCGCUCGAGAAAAUUAGCAAAGAGGAAACCAUCCGUCUUCGUGACAUGUAUAUCGGGAAGUCGUGUACUGUGUUCUUCAAGAGCAAUGGGCCCCUGAAGAUUGUGCGUGGCCAGGGCCAAUACAUGUAUGAUGAAUCUGGCAAUGCAUAUCUAGACUGCAUCAACAAUGUCGCCCAUGUGGGGCACUGCCACCCACACGUGGUCAAGGCUGGUGCAGAGCAGAUGGCGCUGCUUAGCACCAACAGUCGCUACCGAAAUGUACCCAAUUGUUAUUCUUUCAAUGCCUCUGUAUUGGCUGCCGCUGUUAGCGCUCCACGUUGCUUUUUUUUUAUGCUCUGCAGGUCUGAGGCAAACGACCUUGCCAUGAGGCUGGCAAAGUGCUACACAAAGAACAAAGACAUCAUUUGCCUCGACAGUGCUUAUCAUGGCCACCUGCAAUCCACUACAGCCAUCAGUCCAUACAAGUUCAACCACAUAAUUGGCUGGCAGAAGAAAAAAUCUGUUCAUGUGGCUCCCUUGCCUUGCACCUACCGGGGCAAGUACCGCGACUGUGACUACCCACCUGGCACCGACCUGGGUCUCAUGUAUGCCCAAGAAGUUCUCAACCUCGUCAACCAGGCUCACUCGGAUGGUCGCCGCAUUGCUGCUUUCAUACACGAGUCGCUUGUCAGCUGUGGUGGGCAGUUUCCUUUGCCCAAAAACUACCUGCGCAAUGUCUACCAGUACAUUCGGGAAGCUGGUGGAGUAUGCAUUGCUGAUGAAGUCCAGACUGGAUUCGGGCGCGUUGGAGAGUACAUGUGGGGCUUCCAGCUUCAGGGUGAAGACAUCUGCCCAGACAUUGUAACCCUUGGCAAGCCUAUUGGAAAUGGCCAUCCGAUUGCCAUGGUGGUGACCACGAAAGAAGUCGCAAGCAGAUUUGAAGCCCAGGGUGCUGAGUACUUCAACACAUAUGGCGGUAAUCCAGUGUCUGUGGCGGUGGCUUCUGCUGUGCUGGAUGUGAUUGAAAAUGAGAAGCUGCAGCAGCACGCCAUGGAAGUGGGCAACUACCUUCUGGCCUCCCUGCGAGAGCUUCAGCAGAGGCACCCCCUCAUCGGUGAUGUCCGUGGUCAUGGCCUUUUCGUGGGCAUGGAACUAGUCCUUGACAGAGAGACAAGAGAGCCUGCUGGAGAGCAAGCCAGUGUGCUGUCUCUCAGGCUCAAGCAAAGUGGUGUGCUGCUGAGUACGGAGGGCAAGUACGGCAAUGUGCUCAAGUUCAAGCCACCCAUGGUGUUCAACCAGGACAAUGUGGACACUGUUGUCUCCAAGCUUGACACUCUGCUUACGAAGAUAGAAGAUGAGUGUGUGGACUUGCGCUACAAUUUUGCCACCAUUGCGCGGUCACUUGCGAGCAGUGCGGAGUCGCUCCUUACAGCUUCGUCCUUCGACUCGCUCGAAGAAAGCUCCGAGGAAGAUUUGUCAUCCUCUUCUUAAGGACUAUACCAAACGUUCACAUUGAUUGCAACGAAACAAUUAUUUUUUUUGUGCAGCCACUUUUCAAUUGAGCAGCUUUGUCUGUAAUCUCAUUCAGUUAUGCAUAUACCUUUUAGCAUUCCCCAGUCUGAAUUUUUUUACAUCUCUCAAUUAAAGUGUUGAGUGCUUCAAUGGGCCAAGUGAGCACGUGGGAAAAAAGAUCUGCUGCUUCUUCAGAAAGAUAAGCAAGGUACUUGCACCAGAUAUAAUUAUUGUAGCUCAUUGUGGUUUCUUAGCCUUAUGUAGAUGUCAUAGCGGUUGUAAUUUUGCAUUGUUUCUAAUGCGUUGCUGCAAAGCUGCGUAGUCCUUGCCGAGUGCUUCACUCGAAUUUCCAUAACUUAAUUUUUUGCUCGGGACUAUCUAAUUAGAGACUACAGAUGUGUAGGCAUUGUCGUUUGUAUGUUAAAAUUACCACAGUUUUGACCGUGUCUGCUUUGCAAGUACAUAUUCAUAGUUUCUUAUUUCUAAGUGACACUGAAGUACUUAAUUACAACAGUUUGAUAUUUUUGCUUGUAAAGCUUGCCUCCUAGUGAGCAUUCUUAGUAUUUUAGGCAAGUGCAAGAUGUUCAAUUGAACUGCCCUUGUUGUCUUCCACUUGUUAUUGGCAGACGUGAAGUCUCUGGAGCUGUGGCGAACGAAACACUUUUGUUAUUAGCUUACAAAUCUGCCAACACCCUAUGUAACAAGAUUUAUAGUUAAGCUCUAAGUGACUGCUCUAUUUGAAAGUGGUUGUGCAAGGACGAUGCUCGUUCUUGAGUAGUCAUCGUUAAGCUGCCACACUUAAGGAUCGGUCCUCGUGGCUUUCCUUUACAAUUCUUUGGUGUACGUGGCACAUUUCCUUGCUAACUUAUUUUUUCCCCUCCGGAAUGCUUAACGCACUUCAUCCUCUGGAGUCGAAUCCUUAUUGACUGGUAUCCAGUCAUUUCACAUGGUCAUUCUUUAUCUCAAGAAGUGGCAUCAUCUGCCUCCUUUUAUUUUCCCAGUUCUUAUUCAUAGCAGUUUAUGUAUUGUGUGCUGUGUCAUUCUAUUCAUAUUUGCGACUCUAUUCAUUUUUUUCAUGUCCACUACUAUAUGCAAAUGUCCCAAGCUAGAGGCAGCAGCUGGGAAGCUUCGUUGUCUACAUUUUUCUGCAACAUCGGGCAGAACUUUUUAAUCUGCUCAUCUGCUGAUGUCUACAGCUUGUGACUGCAGUAUUGUGGCAUUGUUGGCUUUGUGUGACUUCAAUGACUUGGCACUGCCUUAUGUUUUGUGCGGACUGGGCAGUUGGCAAUGUUUGUAGUUUUCUCGUCAUUUGCUGCGAACGGCUGGCCUGCUUUUUACCUAUUAUGGGAAGACAGGUUUGUUUCUGGGUGUGUAGUCUUCUGAUAAUUCCAGUCUUCCAUAGUCUUUUCUGCUCCAUCAUUACAAUACCUUCUGCACAUGUUACCGAUGUAUGCAUACUGAGUGGCAUGCUUUAUGCCAUUACAUGUACAUAUAUACAGUUGAAAUUCUUUCUUGCAAUAAACAGCCUGUAAUUCUGUCCCAUGACAUAU
Messenger RNA from Rhipicephalus microplus (southern cattle tick), 3242 nucleotides. Its product is annotated as 5-phosphohydroxy-L-lysine phospho-lyase. Gene Ontology annotation, cellular component: mitochondrion. Lineage: Eukaryota; Metazoa; Arthropoda; Arachnida; Ixodida; Ixodidae. The record is from RefSeq and is a predicted model, not a curated record. Gene Ontology annotation, molecular function: pyridoxal phosphate binding; transaminase activity.